Molecule: messenger RNA, 560 nt
Organism: Phragmites australis (common reed)
Lineage: Eukaryota; Viridiplantae; Streptophyta; Magnoliopsida; Poales; Poaceae
Exons: 3
Coding region: 158-361 (67 amino acids)
Source: RefSeq, a predicted model, not a curated record
CCGAUCACGCCCGACACCACAAAAGCAGCGGCACCCUGACUCGUUCCAUUCCUCACCUCCCGUCAGGUCAGCUCCCCCCGCAUCCCAACCAGCCUCUCGCAGAUCCCCACCCUCUCCGUCGCCGCCGGCCAAAGCGUCGCGCCCCUCGGCCGCCAGGAUGACAGAAGCACCAUUUUUUCCACGUGAGAAGCUCUUCAAGCAGCAGCAUUAUUUCCAGAACUUGACCAAGCACACUUACCUGAAAGGGCGUUACGAUGUGGUCACCUCCGUUGCCAUCCCCCUUGCAUUAGCUGCCUCCAGCUUGUUCAUGAUUGGUCGUGGAGUUUACAACAUGUCUCACGGGAUUGGGAAAAAGGAGUGAACUCCGGUGGGUUAACUAGUUAUCUCUGUACUUUGCAUGGAAGUCAUAUUACCCAGGCUAUGAAGUCUUCUUCGAUUGCAAAAUAAUACUGUCAAAGAACAAGUUGAAUGCAUUUCCAGUUCAUGUUCAGUUGGUAUCUGUGGAUAUCUAAUGUCAGCAACUUGAACAUCAGCGGUUAAUUGCACUAUUCCUUUCGUCC